This is a messenger RNA of Vespula pensylvanica (western yellowjacket), 2365 nucleotides long. Its product is annotated as 3-oxoacyl-[acyl-carrier-protein] synthase, mitochondrial. Gene Ontology annotation, biological process: fatty acid biosynthetic process. Bases 689 to 2017 code for a protein of 442 amino acids. The record is from RefSeq and is a predicted model, not a curated record. The transcript is spliced from 3 exons. Gene Ontology annotation, molecular function: 3-oxoacyl-[acyl-carrier-protein] synthase activity. NCBI's taxonomy places the organism in Eukaryota, Metazoa, Arthropoda, Insecta, Hymenoptera, Vespidae.
UUACAGUCCGUAAAUCCUAGAAUAAGUUAAUCAAUUUUUAGAAUUUUCAUUAAUUAAUAUAUUAAUUCCCGUUUCUCCUCCCAUUUUUUUUCGAUUUUUCAGCGAAUAGAUAUUUUCCGAUUAAAGCACAGUAAUCAUUUUUUAUGCAAAGAUCUCAGAUUUUCUCUUUUUUUGGAUUCUAUUACGUUAGAACUGUCAGUUUUUCGAUUACGUUUGUAGUUUAUAUUUUGUCCAUACUUUAUCACUGAACUCACGUAUACUAUGAGAGAAAGAUGGUACAGCCUUACGUACAUUUAUAUAUUUAUAGUAUAUAUGUAUGUAUAUGUAAGAAUUGCGUAUCUAAGAAUGGCAUUAAUGCUUGAACAAUUGUAUGACUUUGUGACGUAGUCCAUCAUUCGUAUUAAUUAUUUUAAUUGGUUGUCAUAUAUAAAUAAACAGAUUUUGAUUCAUGUUUCUUUCACAUCAUAAAAGUAUAUACAUACCAUACAGUAGAAUAUAUACAUAAAAUGAUAGAAAUUUAUAGAUAUUUUUAAUCGCAAUUAAGCCGGUAAAGAAGUAAUUAUAUAAUUUAUUUUACACAUAAUUAAAAAACGAUGCGGGUUGCAGUGUACUGUAUAAAAACUGAUACACUGAUAUAAUACAAAACAUAACCUAUAAAACGUUUGAACUUUCUGGUUUUACAAGUGAAAUGUUUUGUCCUAUUAAAUUUCUUAAACGAGGCCGAUCGUUGACAACUGCCGUUAGAUGUAAACGACGAGUUGUUAUUACCGGGCUAGGACUUGUAUGUCCUCUAGGAGUUGGUGUACAGAAUGCUUGGAAGAAUCUUCUUGAAUCUAAGUCUGGAAUAAUUAAACUAUCUGAUGUAGAUUAUGAUAAAUUACCUUGUAGAGUAGCUGCUGUAAUACCUAAAGGAGAUCAAUCACAUGAAUUAGAUAUAAAAUCAUACUUCUCUAAAAGUGAAUUAAGAACAAUGUGUUCUGCUACAGCUUAUGCACUGAUAUCUUCUGAAGAAGCUUUGUCUGAUGCAAAAUGGAAACCUGAAGAAGAAAAUGAUAGAAGAGAUACAGGAGUAGCUGUUGGUAUUGGAAUGAUUGAUUUAGUAGAUGUAUGUGCAACAUAUGAAGCUUUGAAAAAGGGAUACAGUAAAGUCAGUCCUUAUUUUGUACCGCGAAUUCUACCAAACAUGGCGGCAGGUCAUAUUAGUAUUAAAUAUGGAUUUCGAGGACCUAAUCAUUGCGUAUCAACUGCUUGUGCAACUGGAGCACAUGCUAUUGGUGAUGCAUUUCGUUUUAUACGUGGUGGUGAAACUAAUGUUAUGGUUUGUGGUGGAGCUGAAGCAUGUAUCAGUCCAUUAGCUGUUGCAGCAUUUUGUCGUCUUCGUGCACUCAGUACUUCCAGAAAUGAUUCUCCCUAUGAAGCAUCAAGACCAUUUGACAGAGAUAGAGAUGGUUUUGUAAUGGGAGAAGGAUCUGCUAUAUUAGUAUUAGAAGAAUUAAAUCAUGCUCUCAGUAGACAGGCUCCUAUAUAUGCAGAAAUUUUAGGAUAUGGACUCUCAGGAGAUGCAGCACAUAUAACAGCACCUAGUGAAGAUGGUACUGGUGCUUUGUUAGCAAUGGAUAGAGCAGUAAAAGAUGCUGGUAUAGAAACAUCAGAAAUUACAUAUAUAAAUGCACAUGCUACUUCAACUCCAUUGGGUGAUAACAUUGAAUUAAAAGCUGUAGAAUCUCUUAUGGGAGAACAUAGUAAAAAUGUGUUUGUAUCUAGUACAAAAGGAGCUCAUGGACAUUUAUUAGGUGCGGCAGGAAACUUAGAAGCUGCCUUUACGAUCUUGGCUAUAAAAGAUGCCGUGAUACCACCAACAUUAAAUUUACAUAAUUUAGACAUAGAGACAAGCUUAAAUUUUGUACCUAAUGUAAAGAAAAAUUGGUCUGCCACUGGAAGAAGAGUAGCUCUAAAGAAUGCUUUUGGUUUUGGCGGAAUAAACGCGUGUCUCUGUUUUGCAGAAUAUAUUGCUUAAAAACAGAUCAAAAACAUUAGGCAUUUUACCACAUUGAAAAAGCAUAAUAUGCUGUACAUGCUCGAUAUAAUAAAUGGACGAUAUUUUAUACAGGAAUAAUAAAAUCAUUGUAAAUACCUUUGUACAUUUGCUGUAAACAAGUUUAGAAAAAAAAAAAAAAUAUUCGAUAAUGAAUCUAAUCUUAAUUAUCAACUAUUAUAGUAACUUAAAUAUUUUAAAUAAUUUUAUGCAACAAUAUACAAUAUACAAAUUACAUGAUUUAGGAUAGAUUCCUUUUUAUAUAGAACUUAUUACAUUAAAAUUACACAAAAAGAGAUGUAAACUGGAAUAAUAAAAUAUAUAUUGGAA